AUGAACGAUUUGUUUGUCUGUGUUCAGUGUGACCAGGCGUUUACCCACCAAGAUAACACUGAGACGUCGUGUUGUUACCAUCCAGGGGAUCUUGAUGUUGAUAACACGGGGAAUUCCUGGGCGGAUCAUGAUGAGGAUUGCCAUGGGGAGAUUGAUACGCCUGAGAUGAGAGAGGAGAUGCCCGACGGAUUCCGCUGGACGUGCUGUGACAAAUUGGGUGGACGAAAAGGCUGCACCAAGGGAAAGCAUCAAGCUGAUGCAGCAAAGUCACGGAGGGGUGGAAAUGUUCCGUUUGGCGGUGACCUGAGGAAGAACAAUGGUUCACAUUACCCAGUUUCAGACGAGGACACUGAAGAGGAGGAAGAAGGCGACGAGGAGUAUUGA
Messenger RNA from Fusarium musae, 384 nucleotides. RefSeq lists its product as uncharacterized. The transcript has 2 exons. NCBI's taxonomy places the organism in Eukaryota, Fungi, Ascomycota, Sordariomycetes, Hypocreales, Nectriaceae. The record is from RefSeq and is a predicted model, not a curated record. The coding region runs from base 1 to 384 and encodes 127 amino acids.